This is a messenger RNA of Centropristis striata (black sea bass), 886 nucleotides long. RefSeq names its product solute carrier family 31 member 2 (gene slc31a2). The transcript is spliced from 4 exons. Gene Ontology annotation, molecular function: copper ion transmembrane transporter activity. Gene Ontology annotation, biological process: copper ion transmembrane transport. The record is from RefSeq and is a predicted model, not a curated record. NCBI's taxonomy places the organism in Eukaryota, Metazoa, Chordata, Actinopteri, Perciformes, Serranidae. Gene Ontology annotation, cellular component: membrane. Bases 358 to 822 code for a protein of 154 amino acids.
UGCGCAUGCGCGGCAUCUGAACCCCCUCGGCUGUAUUCUUCUUCUGCUGAUGAAUGAGAGCUAAACAUUAGUUUCUGCCAGUAGUCGUCAGAUAAAUCCGUAAUAUUUGACUUUCCAGACGACUUUAAAGGCAGUUUAAUCCUUAUUUUAUUUAUUUUACUCUCGCUGUGUCCUCGUUUCUAGCCGCUGAAGAACUCCACUAACCGUCAGCCUGUUUAUUGUCUCAGUCAGGAGGUUUGACUCCAGCUCCGGUUCAUACAGGACCGGACUCUCUCUGAAACUCUCCCCGGCUCUGAGGCGACUAUGACGGGACUCUGGAGUCAGUAACUGCGGUGUCAGCUGCCCGGAGGCUCCACCAUGAUGUCUAUGACGUUCGGCGUGUCCAGCAGCGUGACGCUGCUGUUUGACUUCUGGGAUGUUCACGGACCGGCAGGUAUGGUCCUGUCGGUGCUGGUGGUCCUGCUGCUGACGGUUUUCUACGAGGUCCUGAAGGUGUGGAGGGUGUGGCUGGGCUCCCGCUCUCAGCUGGCUCCGCCCCCCUACGGCGCCCCGCCGGCCUGCCGCAGCGACAGCAGCUCCGUCCUGGAGAGCAGCCCCUCCGAGUCCUCGCUGACCCCCAUGGAGCCGACUCCUCCCUCUGGGAGCACCAGGAACAGCUGGUUGCUGCAUGGUAUCCAGACGCUGCUCCACAUGCUGCAGGUGACUCUGGGCUACAUGUUGAUGCUGUGCGUCAUGUCCUACAACACCUGGAUCUUCCUCGGAGUCAUCGUCGGCUCUGUGCUCGGCUACUUCCUCUCAUUCCCCCUGCUGAGUCACUUCUGAGGGUACGAACACUCACACUAAGGACACCACUUUAUCUUUCCCUUCAGUUCAGAGGAUCUUUAAC